GCAGUGUGACUGCUGUUUCAGUAAAAUGCCCGCGGCAGUGAGAAAACGUUAUUACUUCCGGGGCACGUAGAAAAUAAACGGUUAGCUUAAUGCUAGUUUGGUUAAAGCGAAUGCUGCUGUACAGCAAUGCAAGUAUCUCAGACGUUAGCGAAGAGAUAAGGUUUCUUACUUGAAAUUAUCUUCUGAAGCUUCCUCAGUUGGCCCAAGCUGUUGCCAUAGCACACUGAGAAACAUGACUGAUCCACGCAACCCAGGAAUGUCCUCUAUCCCUCAGACAGCCCCAGUGCACACUGACUCCACAUCUCCGGCAGUAGAGAUGGACCCAGUGGAGUACACCCUUAGGAAGCGCCUCCCCCGGAAACUCCCAAAGAGACGGAACGAUGUUUACGUCAACAUGAAGACUGACUUCCGGGCUCAGCUGGCACGCUGUCAGAAGCUGUUGGAAGGUGGGGGUCACAGGGAGAUCUGUGUCCACGGCCUCGGCCUGGCCAUCAACAGGGCUAUCAACAUCGCCCUUCAGCUGCAGGCCGGCAGCCAGGGGGUGCUGCAGCUGGCAGCCAACACCUCCACAGUGGAGCUUGUGGACGACCUGGAGCCUGAAGAUCCUGAUGAGGCCGGGGAGCCCAUGACGCGUACACGCAACAACUCAGCCAUUCAUAUUAAGGUUUUCUACCCUGACCCCCAGUGAGCUGAAUAGAGGGGCGUUAAGCAGAGGUUCUCUGUGAGUCUUCAAAUCCUAUUUGUUCCCUCAUAAACCAGUAGACGGAUAUAACAUUGUUUGUCUGUGUGUGGAGAUCUUUGACGACAGCAGCUGAGGACUGCAGAAUGGAGCAUACAUACAGUGUGUUGACUGUACAAUCAGUAAACUGUGUUGGGAUGCUCCAGUUUGGACAACCUUAGUUGACUGAGUAUACUCUUUUGUCGUUUUGUUGCUGUUCCUUUUUUUAUUCAUUGUGCAUGUCUUUAAGCAACAAUGGUGUUUGCCAGGUGAAACCUCAAUUUAAUUUAAUACUUGUCGACAUGGCUGUGCCAAAUGUAAACGUACAAGUGUCUUUAAUUUAAAGGUCCAACCAAGUGUUUAGUUCCAUGUCUGUAUGUUGUUGUUGUUUUUUAAAGAUACAAAUAAUUAGAAAACCUGAGGCAUUCUAAGUUUGAAUUUCAAGCAGGUGUUGUUGGAAUAAAUGUCCACUAGAUGUCAGUAGUCAAUCUAUUUCAUUGUUUUCAGGAAGACGAUGUAUAUUAUCUCUUGAUAAAAGAAUAUGAUUUGCUGUAAUAUAUCUUUAACUCUCGGCUCUGCAUCAACGACAGGAAUACUUGAUCAGGAUUAAAUGAAUGCAUUUCAUUUAAGCCCAUUAAGGUCUGUGACAGCAGUUUGUAUUCAGCAUCUGAAACGCAGAGGCUUACUUGUUAACUCCACUGACCUGUAGAUAAAGAUAAUGAAUGAAAUGGACAAA
Cottoperca gobio is the source of this 1454-nucleotide messenger RNA. RefSeq names its product POP7 homolog, ribonuclease P/MRP subunit (gene pop7). Lineage: Eukaryota; Metazoa; Chordata; Actinopteri; Perciformes; Bovichtidae. Gene Ontology annotation, cellular component: nucleolar ribonuclease P complex; ribonuclease MRP complex; nucleus. The transcript is spliced from 2 exons. Gene Ontology annotation, molecular function: nucleic acid binding. Gene Ontology annotation, biological process: tRNA 5'-leader removal. The record is from RefSeq and is a predicted model, not a curated record. The coding region runs from base 233 to 688 and encodes 151 amino acids.